This is a messenger RNA of Notolabrus celidotus (New Zealand spotty), 2301 nucleotides long. It is a transcript of the gene heca, whose product is annotated as hdc homolog, cell cycle regulator. The coding region runs from base 285 to 1964 and encodes 559 amino acids. The transcript is spliced from 5 exons. NCBI's taxonomy places the organism in Eukaryota, Metazoa, Chordata, Actinopteri, Labriformes, Labridae. The record is from RefSeq and is a predicted model, not a curated record.
GUGACGUCAGGGGGUGGAAGAAAACAGCGGAGCAGGAAUCAAAACAAGAGACGGACACGCCUUCGUUCUUAAAGGUUAUGGCAGCUUAUUCCUUAUAGCUGCUGCUGUCAGAGCUGCACAAAACCCGCCUACCGUCCACGAGGACCCCCCCCUAAAACAACAACACAAAGAGAAAACACUGCACAACACUGCAGGAAUGGAGUCCACAGAAAUGUCAGACGGCGGUGACAGCAGCCGUUCAUCAUAGAGGUCGAAAUUAACACUUGACAACCGAAUCGUGUAAAAUGCCCAACCAGAAGAGCAACAAGGGAAAGAAAAGCAAACGCACUAACAGUAGCGGAGAUGAGCAGGAAAAUGGAGCCUGUGCGGCCCCAACAGGAGGCGCGGCCGCGGCGGCUGCACCCAGAAACGAGCGCUCAAGUGAGGUCCAGUGUGCGACGCCUCUGGGCUGCAGCCUGGGAUGCCCCAUCGACCUGGAGAAGGACGACUACCAGCGGGUGCUCUGCAACAGCGAGCUCUGCCCGUACGGCAACUGGAUGCACCUGCAGUGUUUCUACGAGUGGGAGAGCUCCAUCCUGGUCCAGUUCAACUGCAUCGGCCGGGCUCGCUCCUGGAACGAGAAGCAGUGCCGGCAGAACAUGUGGACCAAGAAGGGCUACGACCUGGCCUUCAGGUUCUGCUCGUGCCGCUGCGGUCAGGGUCACUUGAAGAAAGACACAGACUGGUAUCAGGUGAAGCGCAUGCAUGACGAACGCAAGAAAAAGCCAUCAGAGAGGAGCAUGGGGAGGAAUGGGGCCAGCGGAGGAGCUGUAGGGGGAGGGGAGGGGCUUCCUGAGGAGCCCAAAAAAAGCAAGAUGCCAGGAGGAGCAGUCGGAGGAUGUAAACUCCCCCACAGAGCCUCAAGUCAGGAAUUGCCUCGAAGACAAUCAAUGGACCGUCAGAACUCUAUAGAGAGAGGAGCAGCUGGAGGAGCCUUCUGUCUAGGGCCUCCUCAGAAGUCUCCCUGUGACUCUCCAGGACAGUCUCCUCCAGCUGGUUUCCCUUUCUCCCCCACCGCUUCCCUCGGGUCAGGGGGUGCAGGAGCAGGAUUGCGAGGUUCCCGUCCUCUCGGGGAGUUCCUCAAAUCAGCCGUUCACAUGGACCCACAGAGGAAGCACCUCCUGAUUGGGGGAGCCCUUGGUCGGGGAGGCGGCUGCUCAAUGGGAGCCUCAGGGGGCGGAGCUCACCUGGACCCUGGCUCUGUUCUCCCUCUGCCGCUCUCCUUCGCCCUUCCGCUCCAUCACCGUAUCACAGCAGGGAGUGUGGCUGACGGGACCCACGCCCACCCUGUGCAGUUCCUUAGGAGGCUGGACCUCUCGGAGCUGCUCACCCACAUCCCCCGACACAAACUCAACACCUACCACGUCCGCAUGGAGGACGACGCACAGGCAGGCCAGGGAGAGGAGCUGCGCAGGUUCAUCCUCUCGGCCCUCAGUGCGAGUCAGAGAAACGUGGUGAACUGCGCGCUGUGCCACCGAGCGCUCCCCGUGUUCGAACAGUUUCCUCUGGUGGACGGGACUCUGUUCCUCAGCCCCUCACGUCACGACGAGAUCGAGUACGACGUCCCCUGCCACCUUCAAGGCAGGUUAAUGCACCUUUACGCCAUCUGUGUGGACUGUUUAGAAGGCGUCCACAAGAUCGUCUGCAUCAAGUGCAAGUCGCGCUGGGACGGCAGCUGGCAUCAACUAGGCACCAUGUACACCUACGAUAUACUGGCUGCUUCACCAUGUUGUCAGGCUCGUCUUAACUGUAAGCACUGCGGGAAGCCAGUGGUGGACGUCCGAGUCGGUAUGCAGUAUUUCUCAGAGUACAGCAACGUCCAGCAGUGUCCUCACUGUGGCAACCUGGACUAUCACUUUGUUAAACCUUUCUCCUCCUACAAAGUUCUUGAGGCUUUAUUGACAACUGCUCCUCAUGCAUGCUAGUUAAGCUGCUUUUGUUCUAUUGUUUCUCUAACACAAUCUAGGAGAGAUUUUAUUUUUCGGGGCCUUAAAGGUGCUUUUUAUGUUUUUUAAGUUCUCAAUCUUUUAAAUUUCUUUUUUUUUAAAUGUACAGAAAAGUAUGACUAGUUCAAAUAAAAAUACCAAGACUGUAUCUCUGCUGAUAGAGACAGGUGUUAAUAAGUGUGAAAGUGACAUGUAAUGUCAAACAAACACAUUUAUCUGUGACAAGUGAAUGUAUCUGUAUGCCAAAUUUGCUUUUAUUUUUUUGUUUUUUACCAAAAGCAUAAAAAUGAAUCUUGAAUAAAGCAGAGGAAGAUUA